Calypte anna (Anna's hummingbird) is the source of this 5884-nucleotide messenger RNA. RefSeq names its product RALBP1 associated Eps domain containing 1 (gene REPS1). Gene Ontology annotation, biological process: endosomal transport; endocytosis. Lineage: Eukaryota; Metazoa; Chordata; Aves; Apodiformes; Trochilidae. Gene Ontology annotation, molecular function: calcium ion binding; protein binding. Gene Ontology annotation, cellular component: cytoplasm; plasma membrane. The coding region runs from base 144 to 2537 and encodes 797 amino acids. The record is from RefSeq and is a predicted model, not a curated record. The transcript has 20 exons.
CGAGGCAGCCCCGCGCGCUCUCAGCGGCACCUCUGCCGGCAGCGCCGCCGCCGUUGAAUGCAGGGCGGCGGCGGCGGCGGCGGAGGAGGAGGAGGCGGCGGAGGCAGCGGCAGCAGCAGCGCGGAGCGGAGCCGGGCUGUAAGAUGGAGGGCCUGACGCUGAGCGAGGCGGAGCAGCGCUACUACUGCGACCUCUUCUCCUACUGCGACACCGAGAGCACCAAGAAGGUGGCGUCCAACGGGCGGGUCCUGGAUCUCUUCCGCGCCGCGCAGCUGCCCAACGACGUGGUCAUGCAGAUUACGGAACUCUGUGGUGCAACAAGACUUGGCUAUUUUGGAAGAAGUCAAUUUUACAUUGCUUUGAAACUUGUUGCUGUGGCCCAGUCUGGUCUCCCUCUAAGAGUGGAAAGCUUAAAUACAGUAAAGGACCUCCCUCUUCCCAGAUUUGUUGUGUCAAAGAAUGAACAAGAAUCAAGACACACAGCCUUGUAUUCUUCAGAUGCUGAUAACUCAGCUUCAUAUUCAGGUGUGAUUCCUCCUCCACCUGGCAGGAUACAAGUCAAAAAAGGCUCUGUGAGCCAUGAUGCAGUUCAGCAACGUACAUCAACUGAUCAACAGGAGUCCACAUCUCCAGUUGUUUCACCACAGCAAUCCCCACCAACCUCUCCACAUACAUGGAGGAAGCACAACCGCCAUCCCAGCGGAGGAAAUAAUGAACGACCUCUUGCUGGACCUGGGCCUUUUUGGGCUCCAUUUAGUGAAGCACAACCAGGCUCAUCUACUUCUAGUGAUCCCAUAUGGUCUGGCCAUUCACCACCACCCCAUCAAGAAAAUUGGGUCAGUUUUGCAGAUACCCCACCAACCAGUGCUCUUUUAGCCAUGCAUCCUGCUUCUGUCCAGGACCAGACAACAGUACGAACUGUAGCAUCAGCUACAACAACAAAUGAAAUUCGUAGGCAAUCAAGUAGUUAUGAUGACCCCUGGAAAAUAACUGAUGAACAAAGGCAGUAUUAUGUUAAUCAGUUUAAAACUAUUCAACCUGAUCUAAAUGGAUUUAUACCAGGAUCUGCAGCUAAAGAAUUUUUCACUAAAUCAAAACUACCUAUUCUUGAACUUUCUCAUAUUUGGGAACUGUCAGAUUUUGAUAAAGAUGGGGCACUGACAUUGGAUGAGUUCUGUGCUGCAUUUCAUCUGGUAGUUGCUAGGAAGAAUGGGUAUGAUUUGCCAGAAAAGUUACCUGAAAGUUUAAUGCCCAAGCUGAUUGACUUAGAAGACUCAACUGAAGUUGGGGAACAGGCUGGUGAGGUAGGUUACUCCAGCUCUCCAGCAGAAGCACCUCCAAGCAAGUCUCCAUCAAUGCCAUCACUAAACCAGACCUGGCCAGAACUGAAUCAGAGCAGUGAGCAGUGGGAGACAUUUAGCGAACGCUCUUCAAGCUCACAAACUCUGACCCAAUUUGAUUCUAACAUUGCACCAGCUGAUCCUGACACUGCAAUUGUUCACCCAGUUCCAAUAAGAAUGACUCCAAGCAAAAUCCACAUGCAGGAAAUGGAGCUUAAAAGAACUGGAAGUGAUCAUACUAACCCUACUAGCCCACUACUUGUGAAACCAUCUGAUCUCCCUGAAGAAAAUAAAAUGAGUUCAUCUGUAAAAUACACAGCUGGAAGUACAGUUACAGAUGGUUACAGCAGUUCGGAUUCCUACACUUCAGAUCCAGAGCAAAUUGGAAGCACUGUAGCACGGCAACGAUCACAUUCAGGAACGUCUCCAGAUAACACUGCACCCCCGCCACCCCCUCCAAGGCCUCAUGCUUCUCAUUCUCGGUCAUCAUCUUUAGAUCUGAACAGAUCCUUUUCAGUUACCCCAGGACAGCAACAGGCUGGAGUUGUUGCCUAUCCCCCAGCAGUGCCUCCAAGACCACAGCCUUCACAGGGUGCAGGUCCUCAUGUGCAUCGCCCAGUAGAUGCUGAAGGCCUAAUAGCUCAUACCAGUACCUCACCUCAACAAAUACCAGAACAGCCAAAUUUUGCAGACUUCAGCCAGUUUGAGGCAUUUGCUGUUUCAGGUGUAAACAAAGAGGAAGAAGAUGAAAUUGAAACGCACACAGAAGUCUUGCAGGUUGAAAAGCCCUCUGAUUCUGCAAGUUGUCUUAGAGUUGCCAAAGGAGAUGGAAGAGCUGAAGACAAAACACCUGCUAAUGUCCCCACUAGUGUGGGUAAAGGCACUACCCCACUUGCUCCACCACCAAAGCCUAUUCGCAGAAGAUUAAAAUCAGAAGAUGAGCUAAGACCUGAAGCUGAGGAACUUUCACAGAAAACAGGUGUCAUAGCUGCUGUUCUUGCUUCACAGCCAUCUAUUCCUAGAUCAGUGGGAAAAGACAAGAAGGCAAUUCAGGCAUCAAUCAGGCGUAACAAGGAAACCAAUACUGUUUUGGCCAGAUUGAAUAGUGAACUGCAGCAGCAACUAAAGGAUGUUCUUGAAGAGAGGAUUUCCCUGGAAGUCCAACUGGAACAACUUCGACCUUUCUCUCACCUCUAAGCCUACUGCCGUUAACUGUGAAUUUACUAACUUUGAAAGGGGUAUUGGUUUCAAAGCCUAUUUAAAGAUCCAUGCAUCUAGCUCAGUGCACUGUAUUCUACAUUAAAUGUUGUGGUUCUGUUUUGUCAAUUUGUCCACUUUUGUAUUUAAGUAUUUUAAUUUCAGUACAGAGAAGAAAACCUUUUUCCUUGAAUGUGACACUGCCUCUCCCAUAAUUUUCUGUGGGUAUCCAUGAUAUUUGUUGGACUUGAGUUUGCAGAGUUUGUAGCCAAAAUUUCCAACUGGAAUUUUUUAGUGAUUUCUUGUUUCCCAUUGAAACAUCUUCGCAGAAGAGGAUUGGUAACCAGUUAACUUAAAACCUUAAGCCCAUGAACUCUUCUUUUGCUGUGGCAUUUUAUUGUGCCAGAAAAGAGAAAAAACUAGUAAUCUGUUGUCAGCCAAUGUUGCUUUCCAAGCUGCCAUUCACAAUCAGAAAGUUGUUCACAAUUCUAGAAAGCCUGCUUCUUUGCAAUAAACCAAUUUAUUCAGGUUGACAGUUCUUGCAGGCUGUUUGCCAUAUCAGCUUGAUUUGAGUUUCUGUUUUUGUUGCAUACAUUACAGAGUAUGUAACCACAGACUGCCAGGUGUUCACAUUUUAUCCACUCAUGAUUCUGAUUCAGCCGCCUGCAUAUAACAAUUUACGGUACAAUUGGUAAUCUAUCAAACAGGCCUUUUUCACCUUUUUUUCAGUCCUCCCUUUGUGAAAAAAAGUUGGGUGUGAAUCUCCAACAUAAUUAACUACACAUUACCUAAGCACCACCUGUAAUUGCAUGUUUCACACAUUACCUUUUAAUAACAAAUCACAUCCACCAGCCUUCACUGUAACAAAUUCUGUUGUCAAGUAAUGUGUCGAUACCUCUAUGAACUUCUAAUUCCCAGCAAAAAAGAAAUAAAAACAAAAAAUGAACAGUUUGCUUCUUAGGAAUUCUGGGAUACCUUGUCACCUUGUUUCCAGGCCUUAUUUCUCUGGCAUUUAGACAGGCUUCACUAUUAACAGAGUUCCUUGAGUGUAUCCUGCUAUUCAGGUUGAUGUACUGUAUUAGGAUUUGUUGUAUAUUGUAUGAUACACACCUUUUGAUCUCAUAUGUAAAUUUGCAUUAAUUGCUGACUAACAGCAGAUACUCUAUUUAAUGGCUUCUUCUGGCUGUGGGAUCAUAGAUGUUUAACUGCAUGGAUGUAUCUCUGCAGAAUCAGAACUAGCAAUUGUGUGAUUUUUACACCAAUAAAACAGCACAAUAUUUUAAUUUUGUUGAUUCAUCUUUGUCUGGGAAUUGAAACUCAUUCAAAUAGUGGGAAGGGUUUUAUUACGGGUCUGCAGUUAAUUUUUUGUACUUUUGUGGCAUGUAUACAAAACAGUUGUCAUAAUCCCUUGGCCAUUGCCUUCCCUCAUUUCUUAGUUUUUGGUCAGAAGUGGUCAAAUUCUCUUGGUAAUCUGUGGCUAUACUCCUUUUGUAUCCUCCUAUAAGCAAAUAUAAUGUAGUUGCAACUUCUGAAAAGCAAAUGCUAGUACUGACGUGGGUUAAAGAAAUGUGUAGUGCUUUAGUAAUCAUUUCUGGUUUGAUUUCUGUGAGAGUAUCCUCCAAGAUUAAAAGUAAAUGGGUUGCCUGUUGUCAGUCCUUAUCCUCACUGUCUCGCUUCCGUGUUUAAAUGAAAUCCUCUUAAUAUCUGCUUCCUUUAAAAAAAGGAUAGCCCAAAUCAGAUUUUUCCACUGGAUAUGACGUUUGUUAAGGUGAAAAAGUUUCUGGUUUUGUUAUCAUAUACAAAUUGGAUAAUUAUGGCUAAUUUUUAUUACUGUAACUAUUCCAACAUUUUUUUCAAAUGUCGUGGAAGUGUUGCAGGUGGCUGAUGUAUAUAAUCCAAAGCAACAGUCCCUGGUAUGAAAGACCAUGGGUGUCAUAAUUGCAUGAAAAGAACUUUCUAUUUUCAUGUUAAUGGAUUAAGAAAUGAUAGAUAAACGGGCACAAUGUUUACAUAUAAAUUGCUUGUUGACUACAUCUUGGCAAUUAGUAGAUGAAGUACAAGACUUGGACUUAUGAAAUAAGAAGUAACCACAGAAAUGCAAAAAAAAACCCUCAUACAAACAAACAAAACCUAAAAAAGCAACAACCCCGAGACUCAAAAAAAACCAAAAAACCCAAAACUUUAAAGUUGAUUAAGUAGUCAUUUCUAUUAUAACUGCCAAACAGCAAGAACAAUACUUUAAAAGUGGGAAAAGUGGGUCACUUACUAUAGUAAAAAAUGCUGAUUUCAAACCAACUAUCUUGUCCAUAGUUUAUUUUAAAGUUGAAAAUACAUUUUAAAAAUAGAACUAUUUUCAUAUUAAUAAUUUAAGUAUUAAGCCUAUGUUUAUAGCAGCAAGAUUCUUAAAUCAAAAUGUAAGAUUUUAAGCUUAAAUAUAAAGAGCCUUUUACAUUCAAAUGUGACAUGUACAUGUGAAUUUCUGUAACAUUCAUAUAUUUCUAGUAGAAUGACAGGUUAGUGUCUCAAGUGAAGAACUUAAGCAAUCUGAACAUUUUUGUCUUGGCAACAGAUCUACUUUUAAGAUUUGUUUCUCUUUGUGGAUUACUUCUAUUGUAUCAUUCAAUAAGUUUUAAACUAGUUUUUCAUGAUCAGAAGAGCUUCCAAGUGAAAAAUUACUUGUGUCUUUAGGAACAUCACUGCCAAUGAUAUUCAGAAGUUACCUCACUUAGUAAUGUAACCCAACUUCAAUCCCUUAUAAAAUUAUUCCCAUCUUCUCCAUUUGUUUGAUCUUGGUCCAGCUACUUUAUGCGUUCUCUUUUAUAAACUUAGAAUGUAAGCUCUUUGGGGCAAGGAAUUAUGUACCAUACAAGUGAUGUGUUCUCUGUGUUGCAAGUAUAAAUGUAAAAUAAAUAGUAUAGAGUGUGAUUCAUGUACCCAGCUAGGAUGGAUGGACAGCAGCAUGCAUUUGAAACACCUGCAGAACGUUUUUCUAUGGACUUUGUGAUUGGAGGAGUGCCUCUUUUCUCAUAUGAUUAGCAUUUCUGUUGUUUCUCCUCUGCUUUGGAGUUGUUUUUUCUCCAUUCAUUGUCUCAUCUUUGGACUGCAGAGAAGAUUUCCAAACUCCAAAGGUAAAAAGCUUAAAAGCUGCUUUUUUUGAGCAGCAUUUUAAGACUACCCAAUGUAAGGUAGUAUUUUCAAUUUUUUUGUACCUCACAUGCCCCUCAUUUUAUUUUCAGUUGUAUAGUACAUGAAGUAGAAGAUCCCUUAUUACUGAAAAUGUCUAAUGUGGGACAAACAAAGUUGAGGUUAUACAAAUUUAAAACUAAAGAAAAUAAACCUGCAGCCUU